Dermochelys coriacea (leatherback sea turtle) is the source of this 1495-nucleotide messenger RNA. RefSeq names its product ADP ribosylation factor like GTPase 6 interacting protein 5 (gene ARL6IP5). Gene Ontology annotation, cellular component: membrane. The record is from RefSeq and is a predicted model, not a curated record. Lineage: Eukaryota; Metazoa; Chordata; Testudines; Dermochelyidae. The coding region runs from base 440 to 1006 and encodes 188 amino acids. The transcript has 3 exons. Gene Ontology annotation, biological process: negative regulation of transport.
AUUCAGGUCAUUUUGUUAAAUUAUUGAGCGGCUCUGCCCGUGACGAGAUUCGCCCAGCUGCUACGAUCUCACCCCUCGAGCGGCAGGGCUCGUUUGGGGUUAACUCGAAAGACAGCUUUGCAACAAACAGCGGCGGCGGCGGCGGCACAGGCCCGGAGGGGGAAGAACCCGGGCUGAAAACGCGGCAUUUAAAACGCCGCUCUCGGGGCGCUGGCCGCAUCGCGUCUCGUUCCCAUUGCCGCAGCCCGCCCCGCGGCAAGCCGCCGAGGAGAGGAAGCGGAGACGGGAAGAAGGGGAAACAAACCCCGCCCGGCGGCGGCGGCUUCGCAUUGGCGCCGCGGCCCGCACAGCUGAGCCGGCCCGCGGCGCUGAUUCGCGGCCGGGAGCUCUUUAACCCGGCCCAGCGGAGGUGCCCCCGCCGCCGCCGGCUGGGAGCGCGAUGGAGGUGCAGGUAGCCCCCCGCAGAGCCUGGGACGACUUCUUCCCCGGCCUCGAGCGCUUCGCCCGGCCGGAUUUCAGAGACGUGUCCAAGUGGAACAACAGGGUGGUCAGCAACCUGCUCUACUACCAGACCAACUACCUGCUGCUGGCUGCCGCCGUCCUCUCCGUCGUGGGAUUUCUGAGCCCACUGAACAUGAUCCUUGGUGGCACAGUAGUGGUGCUGGUGUUCACAGGCUUUGUGUGGGCAUCACACAACAAAGACAUCCUUCGCAAGUUCAAGAAGCAGUACCCAACUGCGUUUGUGGUAGCCAUCCUGCUGUCUAGUUACUUCUUGAUAUCCUAUUUUGGAGGUGUCAUGGUGUUCAUAUUUGGGAUAACAUUUCCUCUACUGUUGAUAUUUAUCCAUGCGUCUCUGAGGCUUCGGAGCAUAAAGAACAAACUGGAGAAUAAAAUGGAAGGAAUAGGUUUGAAGAAGACCCCUAUGGGCAUAGUACUUGAUGCCCUUGAACAGCAGGAAGAGAACAUCAACAAACUGGCUGAUUAUAUUGCUAAAGUGAAGGAAUAAGUUGUACAUAAUAUGGCAUUCUUGUCUGUUGCAGGAAUUUAGUUGCUAUUUACUUUUGUCAAAGCUUGCUUUAAAUUUGUCUGAGAUACACAUUGUAUAGAUUGAAAAUGGCAAGAUUCAGGUAUACAAAGUUAUGCAUGGCUCCUCUAAGACUAGGGAGGAGAGUCACCUUUCUAUAGUAUAGUAAAAAUGUCUUGGUGUUGCAUACAUAUGCACUAACUGUUUAAAGCACUUGUUUUCUGGCAGGGGAAACAAACAUGAAUUGCAGUUUCUGAACCUGUUCUUGGUAGCCAGUGUCAUGUCUAAGUAUUUAUAAUGCACUUCAUUGGAGGGAUGAUAUAGGGGUGGGGCUGUUUAGUGCACUACCAGUUGGCUAAAAAUGUCACCAGACAAAAAUCUGGCAGUCAGGACUGGCUGAAAGCUUUGCCAAUACAAUUUUUUUUUUCACUUCCUUCCUUCUCCUCUUCUUCUUCCCCCCGCCCCCCCCCC